AUGGCUCGUCGUCGUCAAGAAAUUGCAUUACAAGCAGAAAUCGAAACACAAGAAGAAUGGAAUGAAGCAAUUAAUAAAGAUGGUCUUACAGUCGUCGACGUUUAUCAACAAUGGGCAGGUCCAUUCGUGGAUAUUUAUCAAGCAUAUGGCGGUCCUUGUAAAGCCAUGGAACCGAAAUUUCGAACGAUAAAAAAUACGCUUGGCGAUGCUAUUCUAAAUUUUGCUAUUGCUAAAGCGGAUACAAUUGAUUCACUUGAAAAACAUCGAGGACGAUGUGAACCAUGUUUUCUUUUUUAUGCGAGUGGUGUUCUUGUUGAUGCUGUUAUUGGAGCAAAUGCACCUGAAUUACAACGAAAAAUUAUGUUAAAUUUAGAAGAAGAAAAAAGAAUUCUUAAAGAAGGUGGUGAACGUCGUGAAUUUAUUUUUCAACAAAUUGAUCAGGAUGAAGAUGAAGAAGUUGACCCUAGAUUACAGCGUCAUCGUAGUUCUUCUGUUGCUAAUGCUAUUACAAGUCAACAAUAUACUCUUGCAGUUAUUCGACCAGAUGCUUAUGCUGAUGGCAAAGUAGAUGAAAUUGUUGAAACAAUUACACAAAAUGGAUUUAAAAUACUCGUACAAGAAGAACAUCAUCUUAAUGAACAUGAUGCUCGUGAAUUACAUCGUUAUAAAAUGAAUCAAGAAGGUUAUGAAGAACAUAUAGCACGUAUGACAAGUGGUCCAUCAGUUGUUCUUCUACUUCAAAAAACUGAUGCUAAAGCUUCAACUGUUGAUGAUCUUCGUGAAUUAGUUAAUUCUGAUGAAUUAUUGAAAACAAAUGUUGAUUAUACACCAUCAACAGAUAAUAUUCAUGAUGAACUUAUGUUACUCUUACCACAUAUUGCUCGCAGACCACGUACACCAGAAGAAAAUCUUGAACGAACAUUAGCUAUUAUUCGACCAAGUGCUUUGAAAUUAUAUAAAGAUGCUAUUAUUGAUCGAAUACGAGAUAGUGGAUUUGAAGUUACUCGUACAUUAGAAAUUCAAUUAACACGACAGCAAGUAGAAGAAUUUUAUGCUUCGAAAAAGAAUGAACCAUAUUAUGAAGAUAUUAUUCAAGAAAUGACUAGUGGACCUUCAUUAGCAUUAUAUUUAACUAAGAAAGAUGCUAUUCAAGGUUUUCAUGCUUUACUUGGUCCAGCUGAGAAAAAUAAAAUUAAAGAAGCGACUGGAACUUUUCGACAUGACUUUGAUAUUGUUGAUGCUAAAAUUAAUUCAUUACAUGCACCACGUACACGUACUGAAGCUAAUCGUCAUUUACAAUUCUUCUUUCCUGAAGAACGUAUAUUGGUUAUUCUUAAACCUAAUCUAAGUGAUCAACAAAGAUCGGAAAUUGUAGCAGCGUUCAAAAAAGCUGGUUUCUUUAUUAUGACACGUAAAAUGGAAAAAUUGACAUCCGAACAAGUAGCUCAACUUCAACAAUCACAUCAAGGCAAAGAUUAUUAUAAUGAAUUAUUAAAUUAUAUGACUAGUGGUCCAUCAGAAUUAUUUGUAUUAGUAAAGGAAAAUGCUAGUCAAAGUUGGCAACAAUUAGUUGGACCAGAUGAUCCAGCUAAAGCAGUAGAAUCAGCACCAACUAGUCUUCGUGCUCUUUAUGGCAAAGAUCUUGUUCAUAAUGCUAUUGAUGUUUCUAUGGAUGUUGAACAAGCUAAAAAUGAUGUUCAUUUAAUAUUCGGAGAUUUAGAUCGAGAAGAAGCUUAA
Molecule: messenger RNA, 1737 nt
Organism: Rotaria sordida
Lineage: Eukaryota; Metazoa; Rotifera; Eurotatoria; Philodinida; Philodinidae
Source: the annotation of a GenBank genome assembly